This is a messenger RNA of Cuculus canorus (common cuckoo), 1158 nucleotides long. RefSeq names its product complement C1q B chain (gene C1QB). The transcript has 3 exons. The record is from RefSeq and is a predicted model, not a curated record. Bases 118 to 861 code for a protein of 247 amino acids. Gene Ontology annotation, molecular function: protein binding. Lineage: Eukaryota; Metazoa; Chordata; Aves; Cuculiformes; Cuculidae.
GGGAUGUGACCCAGAUCCUUUCACAACAACCCUUGCAGUAAAAUUCUGCUUCCUCCAGGGUCAUUUCCAAGCAGGACGCUGGUGUGCCUUGCUCCAUCUCCUGGUUUGUGCAGCCAGAUGUUCAAGAUGCAGAUCCUGUGGGCGAUGCUGAUCUGCCUGGCUGGACGGCAGCUUGCAAGUGCCACACUCUGCGAGACCUACAGCGCCAUCCCAGGAAUCCCAGGGUCACCAGGACGUCCUGGCAGCAACGGCAGAGAUGGGGAGAAAGGCCUAAAAGGCGAGCAAGGUCCCCCUGGUGAGGUGGAGCAUGAAGGAGACAGAGGGGAUAAGGGAGACCAAGGAGAACCAGGGCACCCUGGGAAGGUCGGGCCCUGGGGUCUCCCAGGUUCACCAGGAUUACCAGGUCUUGCGGGACUCCCUGGCCCUCAGGGGGAUGCUGGGGACUACAAGGCCACUGUCAAGUCUGCCUUCUCAGCUUCCAGGACCAUCAGCUCAUACCCACGCCGGGAGCAGCCCAUCCGCUUCGACCGCAUCAUCACCAACGAGAAGGGCCACUAUGAGAACCGGUAUGGCCGCUUCAUCUGCCAGGUCCCGGGCAUCUACUACUUCACCUACCAUGUCACCUCCAGGGGCAACCUGUGCCUCAGUGUGAAGAAGGGCCGGGGGGGCAGCAGGGGUGAGAAGGUGGUGACCUUCUGCGACUACGUGCAGAACAGCUACCAGGUCACCACAGGCGGCGUGGUCCUCCAGCUGGCAGCAAAUGAGUCUGUCUGGCUGGAGCCAACAGAGAAGAACUCCUUGAUGGGGAUUGAAGGGUCUGACAGCAUCUUCUCUGGCUUCCUCAUCUUCCCCGAGGCUUAGGCCACUGACAGAGUCUCUCUAUAGACCUUCCCUUGCUGCCUUUUGGCCCCUGCAGGGCAGAGGACUACCCCGAAAAGGUCUCUUUGCUCCACAUUGAGUGCUCUAAGGCCGUUGUUAGAGCACUUGCCCAUUAAAUGAGAGGUCCUUGUGCUGCUGGUUUCUUCCUGCCUAGGAUUUCCCUCUUUGCCCCCAAACAAUGCUCAGAUCCCCAGGCAUUACCUUCCUCGCCCCUGGGUCCAGCCUAGACUCGUUAGUAUCUCAUUAGUGCUGAGCAAAGCCACUCAAUAAAUGCAGUGC